AUGCCUCCCCAACAGCAACCUUUGAAUCAAAUGCCUCCCCAACAGCAACCUUUGAUUCAAAUGCCUCCACAACAGCAACCUUUGAAUCAAAUGCCUCCACAACAGCAACCUUUGAAUCAAAUGCCUCCCCAACAGCAGUCAUUGAUUCAAAUGCCUCCCCAACAGCAGUCAUUGAUUCAAAUGCCUCCACAACAGCAACCUUUGAUUCAAAUGCCUCCACAACAUCAGUCAUUGAAUCAAAUGCCUCCACAGCUGAGGCAGCAAAAUUCAUUGCAACCACAAAUCACUCAAAAUUCUCCACAAGAUCAACAAUUGUCCAGUCAAAUGCCUCCACAAUGGCAGCAGUUUAAUCAUACACCACAAGUGCCGCAAUUUAAUCAAAAUUUUCCAGCUCAGAAUAAUAUACUAAUACCUUCACAAAAUUAUCUUGAUCAAGGGUCUCAAUUGCAACAGAUUCAAAUGGUACUUCAACGGUUACUUAAUCAAAUACCAUCACAGCAAUAUUUUGGUCAAACACCUCAACAAAAUUUCCCUGAUCAAAUUUACCAAUUGCCACAAAUUCAAAUGAUGCUACAACAGAUACUUAAUCCGUACAUUGCUCAAAUGACUCCCCAACAGAUUUUGUGGCAAUUAAUUCAGAUGCUCACACCUUUUCAGAUUCAGUAA
Trichomonas vaginalis G3 is the source of this 666-nucleotide messenger RNA. RefSeq lists its product as uncharacterized. The transcript has a single exon. NCBI's taxonomy places the organism in Eukaryota, Parabasalia, Trichomonadida, Trichomonadidae. The record is from RefSeq and is a predicted model, not a curated record. The coding region runs from base 1 to 666 and encodes 221 amino acids.